Neurospora hispaniola is the source of this 1357-nucleotide messenger RNA. Its product is annotated as ubiquitin-conjugating enzyme/RWD-like protein. Gene Ontology annotation, molecular function: ubiquitin conjugating enzyme activity. The transcript is spliced from 2 exons. Gene Ontology annotation, biological process: ubiquitin-dependent protein catabolic process; protein polyubiquitination. The record is from RefSeq and is a predicted model, not a curated record. The coding region runs from base 184 to 900 and encodes 238 amino acids. Lineage: Eukaryota; Fungi; Ascomycota; Sordariomycetes; Sordariales; Sordariaceae.
CGAGAGGAAUCUUCGUCAGCAUUUUACGUGUCGAUCCCUUGACGAGCCACCACAACAUAUCUACUUCACCACCACCGCCACCACCAACGAAGUAAAGUGGGCUUUUCCAGCGGCAGCCCAUUCUUUCUUUUGUCAACCUCCGCCACCGGCACCUCGCCUUCACUUCCGUAACCACAUUGUGCCAUGUCGUACAGGACAACAGCGUCGGGCGCUACAACGCGCCUGAUGAGUGAGAUGAAGACGCUACGAAAGGAGAAGUGGAUUCACUUUGAAGAUGACGAUUCUGCGACCCUCAACAUCCUCAAGUGGCGCUUCGGCCUCAUGGUUAUCAACCCCGACAGCGCCUUUAACGGGGGGUACUUCCGGGCCGAGAUGGUAUUUUCGGACGAAUACCCCUACCAGCCGCCCAAGUUCCGCUUCCUGAUCCCCAUCACCCACCCCAAUGUGUAUCCGGACGGCCAGCUCUGCAUCUCGAUCCUGCACACACCCGGCGAGGACCUAAUGUCUGGCGAGCAGGCGAGCGAGCGUUGGUCGCCGCUCCAGGGCGCCGAGAGUGUGCUGAGGUCGGUUCUGUUGCUGCUGGACGACCCUGAAAUCAACAGCCCCGCCAACGUGGACGCGGGCGUCAUGUACCGCGACCGCCGAGAGGAUUACAACAAGAAGGCCCGGGAAACGGUGGAGAGAUCAAAGAAGGAUAUCCCGCCAGGAUUCGAGAUGCCGGUCAGCUUUGAGGAAAAGCCGCCUCCGAAGGCGGAGAACGACGACGACUUUUGGGCCGAGUCGGAUGAGGAGUUUGACUUUGGUGGUAGUGACACCGGGGAUGACGACGAGAUGGAGGACUUUGAGGACGGGGAGGAAGGGAGCGAGGAUGACGACGACGAUUCCAACUCCAAGCAAUAGACGGACUUGCUUGCUUGUUGUUUCUUCAACAGCAGCAGCAACCGUUUAUAUCGUUGGUGUCAAGCUGGGAUGGGUUUGGUCCGGGUCAGGAUGGUGAUGAUAUACCUUUCUCUUUCUUAUUCUUGUUCUUUUUCAACCCGUGAUAUUUGCAUAGCGUCGGGGACACUCGCGGUGUGUUUGGGCGUUUUCGUGGUCUCCCAAGCAGACAUAUCUGGUGGGAAUUUCAUUGGUCGCUUUUUUACAUACAGAGACACACCGUCACCCAAGUACUUGCCUAUCCUUAGCCACAAUGUUCUUGCACAGCGGAAGACACUGGCAAAGACGGGAAGCGGUCUGGCCUCAUAGUUACAUAGAAUACCUUUAGCGGAAACGUCUAGACUAGAGCUAUAGACUCAACUUUCGUUUUCAUGGAGCGAUGAGCGGAUGUAGCCUCGCGAUGGCAUCGCUUAGUUCAGAG